UUUUUUUAAUUGCGCUCCGCACACACACACCAAUUUUGAGUGCAUCUUUAUCCGGCUUUGUCUUUUUCAAUCAACCGUUCUUUUUUUACUCAUGGUUCGGGUGCAAAACAAAUAGUUUCUUAUUCAGCUUUUCUAUUUUUCAGCCAUAUUUUACAGCGCUCCUUUGCUAAAUCCGACAUCCUGCUCAUUCGCAGGGCGAAACUAAACUUACAUUUGCGCCUCUCGAAUAAUUCAAAGCACGCUUAUUCGACUGACUGCAUAUAACACCAACCCAAGUGGUACAACAGUCACCCAUAUAUCAGCACGCAAUGCUCGGCGGCAUUUCACUAUCAAAGCGUUGCCUGGCAGUUUCCAGCCUGGGCCAGGUGGCCCAUGGAUUCAAGCACGGCAUCUUCGCGAUCACCAGCCGCAACACCCUCGCGUCGCUCAACCCCGACAACGGAGAGAUAACCUGGCGGCAGAUCUUUGACGCCGAUGAGCCCAUUAAGGCGCUCAAGCUGCGCGACGGCCAGGCAUUGACGCUCUCAGGGACCAACAAGACCCAUGUGCGCGUGUGGGACGCGGACAGCGGCAGCCUCGCCUGGGAAUUCUUCCAGCCAGCUGACGCCAACUACCGGAAUGGCAGCGGGACGGCCGAGUUCCUAGUUGGAAGCAAGGACGUAGUGGCUGUGGCUGGCGAUUCGUUUAGCACUCCUGUUUGGGAACUGGCGCUUAACGCAACAGGCACGUACAAGAGGAUUGUAGUUGAGAACAAGGUUGCUUUGCCCACCAAGAAGAACCCCAAGGCCAAGCUGCAGGUGAUCGAGGUUGACCUGAAAACUGGUACCAUUGUGAGAAAGUACCAGGUGGCUUCUGACCAGACUUUGGACAACAACCGGCUCGUGGUUCUGGAGUCCAAGGAGUACGGCAGCUAUGUUGUCUGGCGCGAGGAGAAGAACAUUGUCUGGCAGAUCCACCGGCUCGGAAUGACCGAUCCCGAAUGGGAGAUGUACCACGCAAAGAUUGUGCAAACCGAGCUCAUGCCCCCAGACAUGCUGACAUCCACCCUCCACGAAAUCGACACCGACCCGGGGCUCAACGCAGAUAGGCCACGCUUUGCCAUGAACUACAUCAAGGACGGCAAGGCCAAGACUGUGGUUGUUGAGAUGUACCGUACUGGCGAUAAGCUCGAGAUGCGCAAGAUUGUGGACGACGCAGUCAUUGCCGGCUCCGGCGUCUCUGUCUCAGCAAAGAGCAGCGACAACCAGUCCGAGCGCGCAGUGCUCGCAGUUCGCACCGCAGGUGAUACACCCACGCAUACCGGCGAGUUUGUCUAUGACAAGGGCAUGUACGGCCCUGUCACGUCCGCAUCGCUCUACUACACCAACGGCGAGCUGCGCGUGCUGGUCCAGACCAGCGGUGCCCUGUGGUUCCGCGACGAGUCUCUGGCCCAUGCCACCGAUAUGCUGCCCGCGCCCGUCUCAUCCGCCGAGUAUGUCGCCAAGGCUACUGAUCCGAGCGUGCUGAGCUCACCUGUCACCCGCUAUAUACUGCGCUGGUCGGCCGCAUCAUGGGUUGCCUCUGGGUUUGGAGCCUUCGACCUUUUCUCCGGCGCCAACAGCUCGGAUCCGGCAUCUCGGUCGGUUGCCGAGUCCCUGGCGCCAAAGACGCCCAUCACUGUCGGCGACCACUUUGGCUUCCACAAGCUGUCGAUCUUUGCUCUCAGCACGAAGGAGGGAUCACGCUCGUGGACCCGUUUCCUGACUGACAACGGCACUCCAGUGGCUGUUGAGAACGUCUUUCCCCUGUCCGACUCUCCGCCUCUGGUCACGGUCGUUGGCCGCAACGCCGACGGAAACUCUCUCGUUGUUGUGCUCAACGCCCUGACUGGCGAACUCAUCGACGAAAACGCCUUCAAUCUCAUGCCCUUCAGCCACGUCAAGGUCUUUGAGCUUCCGGCUGUCGACCCGCAGCUGCUUGGAUUUGUGUCAUAUGCCUCCGAGGCGCAGCCCCAGCUCAAUAUUUGGCCAUCCACUGCAGAUACAGCCAAUGCCUUCUGCUCUAUCUCCGACCCAGUCUUCUUUGACCUCGGAGACAACGCAGGCAGUACGCAGCUGAGCGGCUUCCCCGAUUUGUCGGAGCUCCUUGCCUGGACCACGGGCUCAGCAUUCGCUGCCAGCAAGCAAUGGGACUUUGAGCUCCCCAACGCGGAGACCCUGAUCAGCGCCACCGGCUACAAUGGCGCUCAGAGCACUGCCCUGCUUGGCCGCGUGCUCGGCGACCGCAGCGUGCUCUACAAGUACCUCAACCCGCACUUGGUCACGCUUGCCACACGCCUCAGCGAGGCUGGUGGAUUGGCAUAUACUUUGUCGACCGCGUGUCUGGCCAUCUUCUGUACUCGGCCGUCCACGAGAAGGGGAAGGUCACAGAGAAGCAGCCGUUCCUGGCGAUCCAAACUGAAAAUCGCGUCAUCUACCAAUUCUGGCAGGAGGGCAUCCCCGAGAUUGCCGGCUCCCCCAUUCGCUCAGAGUCUCCACAUCACCACGCGCGACGUGCUGUUCGGGCUUGCGUCGAGCAAGCUGCUGGGCCUACCCGACCAGAUGUUCGACCCCCGCCGCCCGAAGAGAGCGCCCACGAAGGAUGAGCAGGCUGAGGGACUGAUCCCCUACGCGGCGCCUUUGCCCCUGGACCCCAAGCGCGUCCUCUCGCACUACAACACUGUCGCUGGAAUCACGCACAUCAAGUCGGCGCCGACGCACCUCGAGAGCACGUCGCUGGUGGCUUCUUUUGGCCUUGAUCUGUUCUUCACCCGCACAAGCCCCUCGGGCACUUUCGACCAGCUUUCGCCCUCAUUUAGCAAGGUUAAUUUGGUCGUCACCACACUGCUCUGGCGAAAGCUCACCAAUCAGGCGUGGGCGUAAGAUUUGUAGGGUUUUUUUCGACGCUUGAAUGCCUUUGUCUCAAUAAAAAACAA
Molecule: messenger RNA, 2953 nt
Organism: Kickxella alabastrina
Lineage: Eukaryota; Fungi; Kickxellomycota; Kickxellomycetes; Kickxellales; Kickxellaceae
Exons: 16
Coding region: 309-2900 (863 amino acids)
Biological process (GO): protein folding in endoplasmic reticulum
Cellular component (GO): EMC complex
Molecular function (GO): protein binding
Source: RefSeq, a predicted model, not a curated record